CUAGCUACUAAUAUUUCACAGUUACCACCUGUAUUUGACUCACCAUUGUCAUCUCAGCUUAACGUCGGAACACGCAAACUAGAUUAAGCUAGAGAUUUAGUUUACAGAAGGAUCUGCCAACACAGGCGACGUAAUAUUAUAAAUUAGACUCAUCGAAAAUCAAAAUGAAAUAAAUAGAAACAUCCGGGAUGUCGUUUUUUUCUCUCUCUCUCUGAUGAAGUAAAAAGAUAAAGCGCAAGGGGUUUAUCUCCAAAGGUCUAGUCGCGCGCGCGAGCCUCGGGUGCAACAAGAUAAGAGGGGCGCGCUAGAAAAUAUGGAAUUGAAUUCAGUGAUUUUGACUACUGGAGCCUCUGUGGGGUUUUUCAAAUGUGUAAACUAUGGAAUCGACAAACUUCCUAUUCCCGAGACAGCUCAGAGGAACGCUUGGAAAUGGAGAAACAUCUCAACGUCUUUCGUGCACAGCCUGAUAACCGGAGUGUGGUCAGUGCUUUGUUUUUUCAUACAUCCCCAGAUGGCUGAGGAUUUGAUAGAGACAUACUCCGUUUUCUCACACGCCUUGGUAUCUGUAUCAAUAGGGUACUUCAUAUAUGACUUCUUUGAUAUGAUACUCAAUCAGAAGAUUGGUCAAUCAUGGGAGCUCCUUUUCCAUCAUAUAGUGGUGAUCACAUGUUUUGGGAUCUCUGUGCUAAGCUGUCGCUAUGUGGGCUUUGCAGUAGUGGCACUACUUGUGGAGAUCAAUUCUAUCUUUCUGCACCUGAGACAAGUGCUGCGCAUGGCCAGUCUGGCCAAAACUACAUUCUACCGCGUCAACAGCAUGAUAAACCUGGGCACUUACGUGGUGUUCCGCAUCAACACUUUGGCCUGGAUGACCCGCUGGCUGGUGCUAAACCGUGAACACAUCCCCCUGUUCAGCUACACCAUCGGCAGCGUGGGUCUGGCCAUCAUGACCGCCAUGAACAUUGUGCUUUUUUGCCGCCUUAUGAGAAGUGACUUCAUGAAGUCCAGCCGUGAGAAGGACGUGAAGAAGGAGAUGUAGGUCUGACUCCUCCUACUCCAGCUCGAAGCGAAUCACUGACGUUGGAUUGUCAGUUUCUGAUGCUCAUGGCACAGGUGUCAGUCAAGUUAAAUGGUUAGAAAAACAGCCUUUCAUUCAUAUCAGCCUGCUGAUUUCAUUCCUAAAAGACCGGCUUGUUGACUCGAUAAAUUUAUUUUUCAUUAUUAGCUAAAUCUCUCGUGUAGACCUCAAGCUGUGCAAAGACAUUAAUAUGGUGGCUGUUGUCACAGGUUUACAGAUGUCUGAAACAGAUAUUUUCAUUACAUCUAUUUACACAUGAAACUUAACAAUCAAAUUCUCCUGUAUGAUUUUUACAAUGACUCAAAGGACUUGAGUGUAUAGCCCUCAUUCUUAAAGGGAUAGUUCACGCAAAAAUUAAGAUUAUGUCAUCAUUUACUCACCCUGAUUUUUUUUUCCCCAAACUUGUAUGACUUUCUUUGUUCCAUGGAACACAAAAUAAGAUGUAAGGCAGAAUGUUAGCCUUAGUCACCAUUCACUUUCAUUGUAUGGAAAAAAAAAUGCAAUAAAAGUGAAUGGUGACUGAGGCAACAUUCUGCUUAACAUCCUUUUUUGUGUGUUUCACAGAAGAGAGAAAGUCAUACGGGUUUGGAACAACAGCGGUAGUAAAUGGCGAAAGAAUAUUCAUUUUUUGGUGAACCAUCCCUUCAAGUGCAAAGGAACUGGAUCUGUUCCUUUUAUUGAUAUCAUAUGCUAAUGACAAUGCUGAUCUACCGCACUGAAUUUAUAUAUUAUAUUAUCUACUAAAAAUAAACAAAGAGUCUUCUUAAAUAGGAAUUGCUUGCGUGAGAUUAUAUAAUAUAUAUAGAUAUAUAUCCAAAGUUGUCUGGCAAAGACCAUAAAAGUUGGUUUAUUUAUUAAAACAAUAUUAAGCCUAAAUGUGUUGUUCAGCCUUAUUAACGCCUACACCUGCUACCUCAUGAGCUUGUAGCAGUUAGUAUCAUCGUUUAUCUGUAGAGUGCAGAUGUUAAAUUUGCUAGAAUGCCUCAGAGCUGGUUUUUAGUCUAAAUGAUUCUGUACUGACUAGGAAGUAAUGCCGUUGAUAUGAAGUGCCCAGCAUUCAGUACUUGUGUAUUUCACAAGGCGGACCACAGUCUUACCCUGUGGUCAACAAUAUACUUGGUUAAUGUACUACUGUUCAAAUGGAGGACCUGAAUCUUAAUGCUGGAGCCAUCAACACAGUUAUCCGAAUUAAAAACAUUCCAGCUCAUUCUUGUGUUAAUGACACAGAAUAUCUGAUAGCUUCAGCCCAGCUUGAUAGGCAAAGGUCUGUCAUUGCACAAAUCAUCCCUGUUGGUGGCACUACAUACACACACAACGGUGACCUCAUGUUAGCUUAUGCUAAUAUUUAGUGUAUAGAGAGGCAACAGAUAAAGCAGCAGCACCUAUAUUGUGUAAAAUGUGUUUUGAUAAAGCUUUAAAAAAAAAAAAAUUGUUUUCUUCUUUUUUUUUUUUUUUUUUUUUUUUGUAUUUUGUAUGUUUGUAAUUUAUUUGUACUCAAUGUCAUAGAUGGUUUGAGGUUGAAUGUUUCGUGCAAAAAAAAAACAAAACAAAAAAAGAAAUGGUGGAACACUGUCUUGUACUAAAGUGUGUUGUACUUUUGUGAGUACAGAACACUGAACAGCCCAUGUUAUGACUUUAAAAUGGCUCAGACGUACUAUUGAAGGCAUUUAUUCAUGUGGGAACUGUGUAGCCUUAUUUGAUACAACCCGUGCCAUUGAGGUUGUAGAAGGAAGUCUGAUCAUAAUUUGAUUGGGCAAGUGUGGUCUGUGUUGAAGUUGACACAGUGUAAACACCUGUAGCAUCACCAACUUGUGCCACAAAACUAUUCUUCUCAUUUCACCAAAGUUUAUUCAUAAUUAUGUUUCAUUCAGAUUUAAUUUACUCCUUGUUUUAACUAUUACUUAUUGAAGGAGUAAUAAACAAUCAAGGAAGUAAAGAGCUAAUUUUCAUUUUAAAUAAAUGAAACCUUUACAGGAACUUAAAAGCAAGUAAAAAACAAAAGCCACUGGAGUGCUCAAUUAAAAGUAUUUUUUUCUUUAUUAACAGUUGGCAGCUUCAGAGACUAUGUGAUUGUGUAUGUGUUAACUUUAUGAGAUAACUGGUAUCUUAUGUGUUUGAAAAGGAAAAUGUGUAAUUGUUAGUGAUUUGAGAGAAUGUGACUUAUUGACUUUAAAAAGAAAAUAAUUUCAGUAAUGCAGUUGUUCUUUUGAGAGUGCAAAUCUGUGUUGUGAUUGGUGAAAGAAAUGCUACCGUUAUAUCGUGGAUCAGAUUUUUGAGCAUAGUGAUGCAGUGUCAGUUUUCCAAAGCUAUAGGUUAUUAGAUUUAAACAUUGCUUAUUGUGUUAAAUUAUUAUAAAUCCCAGUUGAAAAAAAAAUCCAUGCCCAUAUAACUGUCCCUAGAACUUUUUUUUUUUUUUGCCCUCACAGUCUCAGUUAGCCUAUGAGUCAGCAUUCACACAAUCGUGUCUAAAAUGUAUACAGCAUAAUUUGUAUUUUUGUUUGAACAAAUUCUUGUUUUGUAAUUAAUAAUAAAACUUUAUAUUGUUAAUUGUGAAAUAAAACAUGUUAUUAACUCUU
Molecule: messenger RNA, 3651 nt
Organism: Myxocyprinus asiaticus (Chinese sucker)
Lineage: Eukaryota; Metazoa; Chordata; Actinopteri; Cypriniformes; Catostomidae
Product: TLC domain-containing protein 2
Exons: 4
Coding region: 314-1036 (240 amino acids)
Biological process (GO): regulation of membrane lipid distribution; membrane assembly; phospholipid homeostasis
Cellular component (GO): plasma membrane
Source: RefSeq, a predicted model, not a curated record